This is a messenger RNA of Egretta garzetta (little egret), 999 nucleotides long. Its product is annotated as olfactory receptor 14C36. Gene Ontology annotation, cellular component: membrane. The record is from RefSeq and is a predicted model, not a curated record. Gene Ontology annotation, molecular function: G protein-coupled receptor activity; olfactory receptor activity. The transcript has a single exon. NCBI's taxonomy places the organism in Eukaryota, Metazoa, Chordata, Aves, Pelecaniformes, Ardeidae. The coding region runs from base 16 to 999 and encodes 327 amino acids. Gene Ontology annotation, biological process: G protein-coupled receptor signaling pathway.
GCCCAGAGGCAGCAGAUGUCCAACAGCAGCUACAUCACCCAGUUCGUCCUUCUGGCCUUCGUGGACACACGGGAGCUGCAGCUCUUGCACUUCUGGCUCUUCCUGGGCAUCUACCUGGCUGCCCUCCUGGGCAAUGGACUCAUCAUCACCACCAUAGCCUGCGACCCCCACCUCCACACCCCCAUGUACUUCUUCCUCCUCAACCUCUCCCUCAUUGACCUGGCCUCCAUCUCCACCACUGUCCCCAAAUCCAUGGCCAAUUCCCUCUGGGACACCAGGACCAUCUCUUAUGCAGGAUGUGCUGCCCAGGUCUUCUUUGUAUUCUUCUUCAUAGCAGCAGAGUAUUCUUUUCUCACUGUCAUGGCCUAUGACCGCUACGUUGCCAUCUGUAAUCCCUUGCAUUAUGGGACCCUCCUGGGCAGCAGAGCUUGUGUCCACAUGGCAGCAGCUGCCUGGGGCAGGGGGGUUCUCUAUUCUCUCCUGCACACGGCCAAUACAUUUUCCAUACCCCUCUGCAAGGGCAAUGCUGUGGACCAGUUCUUCUGUGAGAUCCCCCAGAUCCUCAAGCUCUCUUGCUCACUCUUCUACCUCAGGGAGGGUGGGCUUAUUGUGGCAAGUGUCUUUGUUGGGGUUGGAUGUUUUAUUUUCAUUGUGCUGUCCUAUGUGCAGAUCUUCAGGGCCGUGCUGAGGAUCCCCUCUGAGCAGGGACGGCACAAAGCCUUUUCCACGUGCCUCCCUCACAUGGCUGUGGUCUCCCUGUUUCUCAGCACUGUAGUGUUUGCCCACCUCAAGCCCCCUUCCAUCUCAUCCCCAUCCCUGGAUCUUGUAGUAGCAGUUCUGUACUCAGUGGUGCCUCCAGUAGUGAACCCCCUCAUCUACAGCAUGAGGAACCAGGAGCUCAAGGAGGCCCUAUCGAAACUGAUCCAAUGGGUGCUGUUUCACAGACAAAAGUCUCUGUCACUUCCUCUGCGCUUUAGACUCUCCCAGAUUUUGACUUAG